Molecule: messenger RNA, 3841 nt
Organism: Calypte anna (Anna's hummingbird)
Lineage: Eukaryota; Metazoa; Chordata; Aves; Apodiformes; Trochilidae
Gene: ITGB3
Product: integrin subunit beta 3
Exons: 15
Coding region: 255-2600 (781 amino acids)
Biological process (GO): cell adhesion mediated by integrin; cell migration; integrin-mediated signaling pathway
Cellular component (GO): integrin complex; cell surface; focal adhesion
Molecular function (GO): fibronectin binding; integrin binding; fibrinogen binding
Source: RefSeq, a predicted model, not a curated record
CCUGAGGCUAAAAAAAAAUAAAACCUCCCCAAGAGCCUCCGGCAGAGCUGGGAAGGGGUGGGGGGAGAGUCUCGGUUUCCCAACCCAGUACCGGAACCAACCCAGUUUCCUCCGUCCGGCCCCGUUUGCCCCUUGUGUCAUCCACCCAGCCUCAUGAUUCAUCUCCUGGCUCCUUCCAGACCUUCAGCUGGUCCAGGAUUUCUUUUCCAUCCUUGGUCCCGACAGCUCCCGAAGUUUGGGAUUGAGUGGAGAAGAUGGGAAAAUGCUGCGAGGUUUUGGGGUUCCUCGUCCUCUGCUCCGCUGGAGUUUGGGGGGGGAACAUCUGCACCACCCGAGGGGUGAACUCCUGCAAGCAGUGCCUGGGUGUCAGCCCCCUCUGUGCCUGGUGCUCCUCAGAGGCCUGGGCUCCAUCCUCCCCUCGCUGUGACCUUCACACCAACCUCCUGCAGAAAGGUUGUGGGAAGGAGAACCUCGAGUUCCCCACCAGCACCAUCAAAAUCCUACAGGACAAACCCCUCAGCACCAAGGGCUCGGGGGGCUCCACCACCACCCAGAUGAGACCCCAGAAAAUUCAGCUGAACCUACGGCCAGAUGACUCCCAGAUCUUUCAAGUCCAAGUGCGUCAAGUGGAAGACUACCCCGUGGAUAUCUACUACUUGAUGGACCUCUCCAAUUCCAUGAAGGAUGAUCUGAGGAAUAUCCAGCACCUGGGCACCAAACUGGCCACAGAGAUGAGGAAACUCACCAGCAACCUCCGGAUCGGGUUCGGGGCUUUUGUGGACAAACCCAUUUCCCCCUACAUGUACAUUUCUCCUCCUGAAGCCAUCACCAACCCUUGCUACGAGACUGGGGAAACCUGCCUGCCCAUGUUUGGCUACAAACAUGUCCUGUCCCUGACUGACGAGGUGACCCGAUUCAACGAGGAGGUGCAGAAGCAAAGCGUCUCCCGGAACCGCGACGCGCCUGAGGGCGGCUUCGAUGCCAUCAUCCAGGCCACUGUCUGCCAGGAGAAGAUUGGGUGGAGGAGUGAUGCUUCCCACCUCUUGGUCUUCACCACGGAUGCCAAGACCCACGUGGCACUGGAUGGCAGGCUGGCUGGGAUUGUGCAGCCUAAUGAUGCCCUCUGCCACAUGGAUGAGGAUAAUUUCUACUCUGCCUCCACCAUCCUGGACUAUCCCUCCCUGGGCCUGAUGACUGAGAAGCUCUCACAGAAAAACAUCAACUUGAUCUUUGCUGUGACAGAUGCAGUUGUUGGCCUCUACCAGAACUACAGUGAGCUGAUCCCUGGCACCACUGUGGGCACCUUGUCCACAGACUCCAGCAAUGUCCUGCAGCUCAUCGUGGACUCCUAUGGGAAAAUCCGCUCCAAGGUGGAGCUGGAGGUUCGGGACCUCCCUGAAGAGCUGUCCCUGGCCUUCAAUGCCACCUGCCUCAACGACGAGGUCAUCCCCGGCCUCAAGUCUUGCAUGGGCCUCAAGAUUGGGGACACGGUGAGCUUCAGCAUCGAAGCCAAGGUGAGGGGCUGUCCUGGGGAGCAGCAGAAAUCCUUCACCAUCAAACCCGUGGGUUUUAAGGACAGCCUGACAGUGGUGGUCAACUUCCAGUGCAACUGUUCCUGCCAGAACCAAGCCCAGGCCAACAGCUCCUCCUGCAGCCAAGGACACGGGACCAUGGAAUGCGGGGUCUGUCGCUGUCACCCGGGGCGUUUGGGUUCCCACUGUGAGUGCUCAGAAGAGGAUUACAAACCCUGGCAGCAGGAUAACUGCAGCCCCCGGGAGGGACAAGCCCUGUGCAGCCAGAGGGGGGAGUGCAUCUGUGGGCAGUGUGUCUGCCACGGCAGUGACUUUGGGAAAGUGACAGGAAAGUACUGCGAGUGCGAUGACUUCUCCUGCAUCCGCUUCAAGGGACAGAUGUGCUCUGGCCACGGGCAGUGCAGCUGUGGGGAUUGUUUGUGUGACUCGGAUUGGACUGGGGAUUCCUGCAACUGCACCACCCGGACUGACACCUGCCUGGCCAGCAAUGGCCUGGUCUGCAGUGGCCACGGCUCCUGUGUCUGUGGCAAGUGUGACUGCACCCAGCCUGGCUCCUACGGAGACACCUGUGAGAAGUGUCCCACCUGCCCUGAUGCCUGCACCAUCAAAAAGGAAUGUGUGGAGUGCAAGAAGUUUGAGAGGGGAGUCCUGGUGCAGCAGCAAUCCUGCAGCCGCCUGUGCCGGGAUGAGAUCCAGAACGUGGAGGAGCUGGGUGACAGGGGCAAGGAUGCAGUGAAUUGCACCUACAAGGAUGAGGAUGACUGCGUGGUGAGGUUCCAGUACUCCGAAGAUUCCAGUGGCAAAUCCAUCCUCUAUGUCAUCCAGGAGCCAGACUGUCCCAAGGGUCCAGAUGUCCUGGUGGUCUUGCUCUCAGUGACAGGAGCCAUCCUGCUCAUUGGCCUGGCUGCUCUGCUCAUUUGGAAGCUCCUCAUCACCAUCCACGACCGCCGGGAAUUCGCCCGUUUUGAGGAGGAGAAAGCCAGAGCCAAGUGGGACACGGGCAACAAUCCUUUGUACAAAGAGGCCACGUCCACCUUCACCAACAUCACAUAUCGGGGGAACAUCUGAGGACGCCUCAUCCAGCACUUCCUGGGAGAUCAGCCAAGGAUCCCUGGGACUUUCUGGAAUCUGCUGUACAGAGGAGCUUGCUUGUGUGUCUGUGUCUGCCUGUGGAACCCCACACUGUCCCCAAAGCCUCGGGGUGCCCACAGGGAUCUCCUGUCCCCACCAAACCUCUCCUCCUGACCUCAGGGGGGUCACCCCGCAGGAGGUGGUGGUCCCUCCAGACACUGGAUGUGGAAAAAAUGGGAUUUUCUCUGCUUGAAGAGGCUGGGAAGUGCCCACGGGGCCACGUGGAUUUGGGGAGCAGCUGAGCUGUGCUCCUCUCCGUGGCUGGAAGAAGCUCUGUCCCCUGGGGCACUGGACAGAGGUGGGGGCCCAGGGGACAUCUCAGGGGACAUCUCAGGGGACAGGGCAGCUCCACAUGCUGCCAGGAGCCAGGAGCCAGCACGGGGCUUGAGGACAUUGUUGGAGCAACCCAACAGGCUCCUGCUUCUUGGAGCCACAACUUGAAUCCACAGCUUCUUGGAUCCAGAACUUCUCGGAUCCACAUCCUGGAUCCACAACUUCUUGGAUCCACAAAUUGGAUCCACAACUUCUUGGAUCCACAAAUUGGAUCCACAGCUUCUUGGAUCCACAGGUUCUUGGAUCCCCAGCUUCUUGGAUCCACAACUUGAAUCCACAGCUUCUUGGAUCCAGAACUUGAAUCCACAACUUCUUGGAUCCACAUCUUGGAUCCCCAGCUUCUUGGAUCCACAGCUUCUUGGACCCAGAACUUGAAUCCACAACUUCCUGGAUCCUGGUGCUGCUGGGGCUCAGGAUGAUGCAACCCAAACACCCCCCACCUCCCCUCACAGUGUCCCAGGGCCCUUUCUGCAUUGCACCCCCAGCAUCAGCUCUGCUGGCUCAGCCCCUGCCUGGGGUGGUGCUGAGCUCCCUCUGUCCCCCCCUGUGUCCCCCCCAGUGCCACCAAGCACCUGGAUGUGCAGGCAGCACCCUGGGAUUUGGGAUGGGGGGGGACACAGAUCCUACCAAAGCAGGACCAUGAAGGCAGCAGCCCAGAAAACAACCCAGGAGAGGGUUGGGGUGGGUGGGGGUGAUGCCAGAUUUCUUCCCUUUCUGUGUUUUAGGGUGGUUUUUUUUUGGGGGGGGGGCUGAGUGCUGGUACCACACUUGGGUUUUCUGUGUAACUCAGGGUUCCAGGAGGGUUCAGGCCCCAUCCUGCUGCCUCAUCCAGGGAAAACCCCCCC